Nomascus leucogenys (northern white-cheeked gibbon) is the source of this 5787-nucleotide messenger RNA. RefSeq names its product ATP binding cassette subfamily C member 4 (PEL blood group) (gene ABCC4). Gene Ontology annotation, biological process: transmembrane transport. Gene Ontology annotation, cellular component: plasma membrane. Gene Ontology annotation, molecular function: ATP binding; ABC-type transporter activity; ATP hydrolysis activity. The record is from RefSeq and is a predicted model, not a curated record. Lineage: Eukaryota; Metazoa; Chordata; Mammalia; Primates; Hylobatidae.
CGGAGCCCGUGGCCACCGCCGCCUGAGCAGCGCGACCCCGGCCUGCGCCCGCCCCACCCGGCAAGAUGCUGCCUGUGUACCAGGAGGUGAAGCCCAACCCGCUGCAGGACGCGAACCUCUGCUCCCGCGUGUUCUUCUGGUGGCUCAAUCCCUUGUUUAAAAUUGGCCAUAAACGGAGAUUAGAGGAAGAUGAUAUGUAUUCAGUGCUGCCGGAAGACCGCUCACAGCACCUUGGAGAGGAGUUGCAAGGGUUCUGGGAUAAAGAAGUUUUAAGAGCUGAGAAUGACGCACAGAAGCCUUCUUUAACAAGAGCAAUCAUAAAGUGUUACUGGAAAUCUUAUUUAGUUUUGGGAAUUUUUACGUUAAUUGAGGAAAGUGCCAAAGUAAUCCAGCCCAUAUUUUUGGGAAAAAUUAUUAAUUAUUUUGAAAAUUAUGAUCCCAUGGAUUCUGUGGCUUUGCACACAGCGUACGCCUAUGCCACGGUGCUGACUCUUUGCACGCUCAUUUUGGCUAUACUGCAUCACUUAUAUUUUUAUCACGUUCAGUGUGCUGGGAUGAGGUUACGAGUAGCCAUGUGCCAUAUGAUUUAUCGGAAGGCACUUCGUCUUAGUAACAUGGCCAUGGGGAAGACAACCACAGGCCAGAUAGUCAAUCUGCUGUCCAAUGAUGUGAACAAGUUUGAUCAGGUGACAGUGUUCUUACACUUCCUGUGGGCAGGACCACUGCAGGCGAUUGCAGUGACUGCCCUACUCUGGAUGGAGAUAGGAAUAUCGUGCCUUGCUGGGAUGGCAGUUCUAAUCAUUCUCCUGCCCUUGCAAAGCUGUUUCGGGAAGUUGUUCUCAUCACUGAGGAGUAAAACUGCGACGUUCACGGAUGCCAGGAUCAGGACCAUGAAUGAAGUUAUAACUGGCAUAAGGAUAAUAAAAAUGUACGCCUGGGAAAAGUCAUUUUCAGAUCUUAUUACCAAUUUGAGAAAGAAGGAGAUUUCCAAGAUUCUGAGAAGUUCCUACCUCAGAGGGAUGAAUUUGGCUUCGUUUUUCAGUGCAAGCAAAAUCAUCGUGUUUGUGACCUUCACCACCUACGUGCUCCUCGGCAAUGUGAUCACAGCCAGCCGCGUGUUUGUGGCAGUGACGCUGUAUGGGGCUGUGCGGCUGACGGUCACCCUCUUCUUCCCCUCAGCCGUUGAGAGGGUGUCAGAGGCAAUCGUCAGCAUCCAAAGAAUCCAGACCUUUUUGCUACUUGAUGAGAUAUCACAGCGCAACCGUCAGCUGCCGUCAGAUGGUAAAAAGAUGGUGCAUGUGCAGGAUUUUACUGCUUUUUGGGAUAAGGCAUCGGAGACCCCAACUCUACAAGGCCUUUCCUUUACUGUCAGACCUGGUGAAUUGUUAGCUGUGGUCGGCCCAGUGGGAGCAGGGAAGUCAUCACUGUUAAGUGCUGUGCUCGGGGAAUUGGCCCCAAGUCACGGGCUGGUCAGCGUGCAUGGAAGAAUUGCCUAUGUGUCUCAGCAGCCCUGGGUGUUCUCGGGAACUCUGAGGAGUAAUAUUUUAUUUGGUAAGAAAUACGAAAAGGAACGAUAUGAAAAAGUCAUAAAGGCUUGUGCGCUGAAAAAGGAUUUACAGCUGUUGGAGGAUGGUGAUCUGACUGUGAUAGGAGAUCGGGGAACCACGCUGAGUGGAGGGCAGAAAGCACGGGUAAACCUUGCAAGAGCAGUGUAUCAAGAUGCUGACAUCUAUCUCUUGGACGAUCCUCUCAGUGCAGUAGAUGCGGAAGUUAGCAGGCACUUGUUCGAACUGUGUAUUUGUCAAACUUUGCAUGAGAAGAUCACAAUUUUAGUGACUCAUCAGUUGCAGUACCUCAAAGCUGCAAGUCAGAUUCUGAUAUUGAAAGAUGGUAAAAUGGUGCAGAAGGGGACUUACACUGAGUUCCUAAAAUCUGGUAUAGAUUUUGGCUCCCUUUUAAAGAAGGACAACGAGGAAAGUGAACAACCUCCAGUUCCAGGAACUCCCACACUGAGGAAUCGUACCUUCUCGGAGUCCUCGGUUUGGUCUCAACAAUCUUCUAGACCCUCCUUGAAAGAUGGUGCUCUGGAGAGCCAAGAUACAGAGAAUGUCCCAGUUACACUAUCAGAGGAGAACCGUUCUGAAGGAAAAGUUGAUUUUCAGGCCUAUAAGAAUUACUUCAGAGCUGGUGCUCACUGGAUUGUCAUCAUUUUCCUUAUUCUCCUAAACACUGCAGCUCAGGUUGCCUAUGUUCUUCAAGAUUGGUGGCUUUCAUACUGGGCAAACAAACAAAGUAUGCUAAAUGUCACUGUAAAUGGAGGAGGAAAUGUAACCGAGAAGCUAGAUCUUAACUGGUACUUAGGAAUUUAUUCAGGUUUAACUAUAGCUACUGUUCUUUUUGGCAUAGCAAGAUCUCUAUUGGUAUUCUACGUCCUUGUUAAUUCUUCACAAACUUUGCACAACAAAAUGUUUGAAUCAAUUCUGAAAGCUCCGGUGUUAUUCUUUGAUAGAAAUCCAAUAGGAAGAAUUUUAAAUCGUUUCUCCAAAGACAUUGGACACUUGGAUGAUUUGCUGCCGCUGACGUUUUUAGAUUUCAUCCAGACAUCGCUGCAAGUGGUUGGUGUGGUCUCUGUGGCUGUGGCGGUGAUUCCUUGGAUCGCAAUACCCUUGGUUCCCCUUGGAAUCAUUUUCAUUUUUCUUCGGCGAUAUUUUUUGGAAACGUCAAGAGAUGUGAAACGCCUGGAAUCUACAACUCGGAGUCCAGUGUUUUCCCACUUAUCAUCUUCUCUCCAGGGGCUCUGGACCAUCCGGGCAUACAAAGCAGAAGAGAGGUGUCAGGAACUGUUUGAUGCACACCAGGAUUUACAUUCAGAGGCUUGGUUCUUGUUUUUGACAACUUCCCGCUGGUUCGCCGUCCGUCUGGAUGCCAUCUGUGCCAUGUUUGUCAUCAUCGUUGCCUUUGGGUCCCUGAUUCUGGCAAAAACUCUGGAUGCUGGGCAGGUUGGCUUGGCGCUGUCCUAUGCCCUCACACUCAUGGGGAUGUUUCAGUGGUGUGUUCGACAAAGUGCCGAAGUUGAAAAUAUGAUGAUCUCAGUAGAAAGGGUGAUUGAAUACACAGACCUUGAAAAAGAAGCACCUUGGGAAUAUCAGAAACGCCCACCACCGGCCUGGCCCCAUGAAGGGGUGAUCAUCUUUGACAAUGUGAACUUCAUGUACAGUCUAGAUGGGCCUCUGGUACUGAAGCAUCUGACAGCACUCAUUAAAUCACAAGAAAAGGUUGGCAUUGUGGGAAGAACCGGAGCUGGAAAAAGUUCCCUCAUCUCAGCCCUUUUUAGACUGUCAGAACCCAAAGGUAAAAUCUGGAUUGAUAAGAUCUUGACAACUGAAAUUGGACUUCAUGAUUUAAGGAAGAAAAUGUCAAUCAUACCUCAGGAACCUGUUUUGUUCACUGGAACAAUGAGGAAAAACCUGGAUCCCUUUAAUGAGCACACAGAUGAGGAACUGUGGAAUGCCUUACAAGAGGUACAACUUAAAGAAACCAUUGAAGAUCUUCCUGGUAAAAUGGAUACUGAAUUAGCAGAAUCAGGAUCCAAUUUUAGUGUUGGACAAAGACAACUGGUGUGCCUUGCCAGGGCAAUUCUCAGGAAAAAUAAGAUAUUGAUUAUUGAUGAAGCGACGGCAAAUGUGGAUCCAAGAACUGAUGAGUUAAUACAAAAAAAAAUCCGGGAGAAAUUUGCCCACUGCACCGUGCUAACCAUUGCACACAGAUUGAACACCAUUAUUGACAGCGACAAGAUAAUGGUUUUAGAUUCAGGAAGACUGAAAGAAUAUGAUGAGCCGUAUGUUUUGCUGCAAAAUAAAGAGAGCCUAUUUUACAAGAUGGUGCAACAACUGGGCAAAGCAGAAGCCGCUGCCCUCACUGAAACAGCAAAACAGGUAUACUUCAAAAGAAAUUAUCCACAUAUUGGUCACACUGACCGUAUGGUUACAGACACUUCCAAUGGACAGCCCUCGACCUUAACUAUUUUCGAGACAGCACUGUGAAUCCAACCAAGAUGUCAAGUCUGUUCCGAAGGCAUUUUCCACUAGUUUUUGGACUGUGUAAACCACAUUGUACUUUUUUUACUUUGGCAACAAAUAUUUAUACAUACAAGAUGCUAGUUCAUUUGAAUAUUUCUCCCAACUUAUCCAAGGAUCUCCAGCUCUAACAAAAUGGUUUAUUUUUAUUUAAAUGUCAAUAGUUGUUGUUUAAAAUCCAAAUCAGAGGUGCAGGCCACCAGUUAAAUGCUGUCUAUCAGGUUUUGUGCCUUAAGAGACUACAGAGUCAAAGCUCAUCUUUAAAGGAGUAGCACAAAGUUGUCACAGGUUUUUGUUGUUUUUACUGCCCCCAAAAUUACAUGUUAAUUUCCAUUUAUAUCAGGGAUUCUAUUUACUUGAAGACUGUGAAGUUGCCAUUUUGUCUCAUUGUUUUCUUUGACAUAACUAGGAUCCAUUAUUUCCCCUGAAGGCUUCUUGUUAGAAAAUAGUACAGUUACAACCAAUAGGAACUACAAAAAGAAAAAGUUUGUGACAUCGUAGUAGGGAGUAUGUACCCCUUACUCCCCACCAAAAAAAAAAAAAAAAAAGGAUAUAUGGUUAAAGGAUAGAAGGACAAUAUUUUAUCAUAUGUUCUAAAAGAGAAGGAAGAGAAAAAUAUUACUUUCUCAAAAUGGAAGCCCUUAAAGGUGCUUUGAUACUGAAGGACACAAGUGUGACCGUCCAUCCUCCUUUAGAGUUGCAUGACUUGGACUUGGUAACUGUCGCAGUUUUAGACUCAGCAUCGUGACACUUCCUAAGAAGGCCAAACCUCUAACCGACAUUCCUGAAAUACAUGGCAUUAUUCUUUUUUGGAUUUCUCAUUUAUGGAAGGCUAACCCUCUGUUGACUGUAAGCCUUUUGGUUUAGGCUUUAUUGAAAUCCUUUCUAAAUUGCAUGAAUAGGCUCUGCUAACAUGAUGAGACAAACUGAAAAUUAUUGCAAGCAUUGACUGUAAUUAUGCAGUACGUUCUCAGGAUGCAUCCAGGGGUUCAUUUUCAUGAGCCUGUCCAGGUUAGUUUACUCCUGACCACUAAUAGCAUUGUCAUUUGGGCUUUCUGUUGAAUGAAUCAACAAACCACAAUACUUCCUGGGACCUGUUGUACUUUAUUUGAACUAUGAGUCUUUAAUUUUUCUUGAUGUUGGUGGCUGUAAUAUGUUGAGUUCAGUUUACUAAAGGUUUUACUAUUAUGGUUUGAAGUGGAGUCUCACGAUCUCUCAGAAUAAGGUGUCACCUCCUUGAAAUUGCAUAUAUGUAUAUAGACAUGCACAUGUGUGCAUUUGUAUACAUAUGUUUGUCCUUCAUAUAUCAAGUUUUUUGACUCAUCAGCAGAGAGCAACAGAUGUUUUAUUGAGUGAAGCCUUAAAAAGCACACACCACACACAGCUAACUACCAAAAUACAUUGACUGUAGUAGCUGUUCAACUGCUAGUACUUAGAAAUAAAUGUAUGGUUAAUGUUCAGUCCAAUAAACCACACACAGUAAGUGUUUAUUGGUAGUCAUGGUUCGUAUUUUGGGUGACUGAAAUUACAACAGUGAUCAUAAUGAGGUUUGUUAAAACGUUAGCUAUAUUCAAAAUGUCUAUAUGUUUAUUUGGACUUUUGAGGUUAAAGACAGUCAUAUAAACAUCCUGUUUCUGUUUUAAUAUUAUCAUAGAAUUUUUUAGUGAAACUAAAUUCAAUUGAAAUAAAUGAUAGUUUUCAUCUCCAUUCA